Molecule: messenger RNA, 1015 nt
Organism: Patella vulgata (common limpet)
Lineage: Eukaryota; Metazoa; Mollusca; Gastropoda; Patellidae
Product: cytosolic carboxypeptidase-like protein 5
Exons: 6
Coding region: 200-934 (244 amino acids)
Source: RefSeq, a predicted model, not a curated record
GAUGUUACCUUUGUCACGUGGUCAGCAACCAUGAUCGUUUACAAGAUGGGUGCUGAAAAAAUGAAAAUUAUUAUGAUUUAGGGCCUAUGUCAAGAAUGUUUUCAUACAGCAUGUGUAGAUUAAAUUACACUUAAAUAUGCGGGUUUUUUUCUCCAUAUCACACAGAUACUGAAUGUAAAGAGGAUAUUACUAUUUUGAAAUGGAGUUUAGGUUUGGUAAUUUGCUCUUCACAUCCAAAUUUGAUUCUGCUAAUUUGGCGCAAGUUGAAAAAACUACAAGAGAUGAUGAUGACACAACCGGUAAUUUUACAGUACCUGGCUUGGAUGUCAUCAGACCAGACUAUGAAUAUAAUGUGUGGACAAAGCCUGAUUGUGGUGGAACAGAACAUGAGAAUGGAAACAGAUCAUGGUUUUAUUUUGGAAUACGAGGCUGGGUACCCAACAAAGUUAUCAAGAUCAAUAUUAUGAACUUAAACCGUCAAGGAAAACUAUAUAGUCAAGGUCAUAGUCCAUUUACUCGAACUCUUCCUGGAAAGCCGAAAUGGGAGCGAAUAAGGGAUCGACCAUCAUAUGAGGUGAUAGAUGGACAGUUUAUUGUAUCGUUUACAUAUCGAUUUUCUGAAACUAAAGGAGCAACAACUUAUUUUGCUUUCUGCUUUCCUUGGUCUUAUACAGAAUGUCAAAAUCAGAUGAAUGAAUUAGACACAAAAUUUAAUCAUUGUAAAGAUUUUAAUAGCAAUACAGCUCCAGAUUCAUUAUAUUAUCACAGAGAAUUACUAUGUUUAUCUCUAGAUAAAUUACGUGUUGAUCUGAUUACUAUAUCAUCUUGUCAUGGUAUGAUGGAGGAAAGUGAGCCAUGUUUUGAUAAACAUUUAUUUCCAGACAGAGAUAACCCACGAUGUAGAAAAUUCAAAGGAAAGAAAGUAUGUAACUAAUAUCCGUACACUGCGUUUUCAAUCAAUUGUCAAUUUUGGCUGAUCAUACCUACAUUAUAUCCAGACCCUUAUACUAGGAGU